AUGACAGACUGGAUAAAUGGGCUGACAGGAACCUCAUCAAGUUCAACAAAGGGCAAAAUCCUGCUCCUGGAGAGGAACAACACCAUGCAUCAGUGUAUGCUGGGGCCUGACCAGCAGGAAAGCACUUUUGCAGAAAAGGACCUGACAGUCCAGAUGGAUGACAAGUGGACCAUGAGCCAGUCUCAUGCAACAAAGAAGAGCAUUUUGCCAAUAUUCCAAAAACUUUCUCUUGUGUCAUUAUUUCUUCUUGACCUUUUAAUCCGACUGAGAACGUAUGCCAUCAGAAGGAUAAGAGAUGCCUUCAGAGAAAACAAGAAUAUAAAGGAUUCUGAAAAAAUAGAAGAAUUAGUGAAUAAAGCCAAAGCAAACCUAGAGGUUAUUCAUCGGCAGGUUACUAUUGGCCAACUGUAUUCCACGCAGAAAUUGGUUAUUGAGAGUCCAGGAAACACAUAGCUAUGAGAAGACUCUGAUCCUGAAGCAACACUGGACCAUCUUCAGCAUCCUACAGUGCCACAUACAGAUGCGUAAACUCACUGCACAUGUCUGAGCUUUUCUGUUCAGCAAAAGAAAUGCCUGAGAGACUCAGUUUUUGGCAACCAAAGUACUAUUUUCUAAUGGUUCACAUGUUCUAAAAUAUAUUGCUGUGAUUUAUAAUGGCAUGUAAGGUAGUCUUGAAAUCUGUUUGCUUGUAUGUCCCAUGAGAUGAAAUAGUUCCUGCCCUACUUUGACAAUAAAACUUCAUUGAGCUACCUGUAAUCAGAUAGAUUGUUCUGCUGCUGACCUCUUCCCUCACUGAGCACGAAAGAUGUGUUAGAUUUAAAACCCCUCACCCAGUUACUAAGUUCUUAUUGCUCCUGUUUCAUUUGAAAACAUACAGCAUCUGAAUUAAAUGAAUAAAUACGUAGUCCAUUUUAAAUAUUAAAACCAGAGAUGAACAGAGUUCUCGUCUCCUGGACCUUGAUACUUACAAGUGUCACAAGCUGCAUUGUGUGGUUUCUUUAAAGAGCAUCCCUUGACAUUUCAGGAGGCAACAUAAAAAUUUCACUAGUUCUUUCUUUAGUUUCCAAGAGUUUAAUAACCAGUCUCAUCCUACUUUUAACAAUUAACAGAUCAGAAUAGCAGAAUGUAAGACUUGCAUCACCGGGGCUCGGGAGCUUUAAAAUAUAUUUUCACCACCGAGUCCUUUUCCAAAUUUGUUGAAGUGCAGCUAUUAGCAGAAGGCACCACAUCACUUUAUGCAAAGUUUCCCUUUUUCACAAAGCUCCUGAAUUUUGCAGGAGAACAAGAACCUAACUAUGACAAUAACUCAAGUGCUGUAAGUCAUGAAUUGGCAGCAAGCUUUGCCUAGCAAAAGUGGAACACUCAGUAUACCAUUUUAUUGCUUAUUAUUAAAUCUGUAGAAUAAUCAACACUUUUAAGACAAUAUGUUAAAAAAAAAAGCAAGCAAAAAUUUUGAUCAGGUUCUCUUCAAGUCACUGCUGUGCUUGAAUUUGUUUCCCGUUAGAAAUUUGCAGAAAAAGUAAGCAGUGCAAAAUUUUUUUAAUGGCAUACAGAAAAAAGCUUCCUUUUUUUUUUUCAGGGGGUUGUUGUGGGGUUUUUUAAGAAGAGAAACAGAAACUCAAAACUAGUUCCAUGACACUGUGGCUUUUAAAAACCUCCCCUUAUUUUUCUUGCUUCCCAAAAUUCACCUUUGUUUAGAACAUCUAUUGUUUCGCGUUGUUCAUGCUGUGUGAUAAUAUUAUUAAAGCAGAGAAUAGACGAAGUGUCUAAUUUAGAACAAACUCCCAUUCCUCACUACCCUUUAAAGUGUAUUUUAUAAUUUUGUACAGUUAGAUUGAAAUGUAUAGUAAUGCAUUCCAUUACCAAUAUAGUGUACAGAAUAAGAUACUGUGACUACCCGAGACUACAAAUGCAGCCUCCAUUCUCAUUUUCAAAUAAAAGGCAAAUACAGUAACAAUUCUCCUCGUAUGAGGUGUGUAAGUAUUGCAAUGUAAAUUGCUUUUAGUGAACGUUUUAUUAAAAUGGCAUUUAAUUACUCUAAGAGGUGAAAUACAUUAGAUUCUGUACUUUAAAUCUCCACACUCACAACUGGAUAAUUAAAUGCAGUUAAGUUAAUGGUGAAAGUGUAGGGGAAGAAAGGUUUGAUUACUAUUUAAGCUUCCAGUGAACUUAAAGAAAUGUAGUAACAUCUUACACGUUUAGAGGACACAGGCUUGGAAGGGCUGCCAGUUUUAUACUCUAAGGAACGUGGUCCCUAAAACAGCACAUGCAAAAUCCUUGUUUAAAACAGCUUAAUUACUGGAACAAGCACUGCAUACUAUUUCAAGAUCUGAGAAUGUAUGCUAGGAAACAAAAUAAACAUCCUUAUAAAUAGCGUAGCCCUAAUUUAUAAAGAGGGACAACUCCAUCAGUAACAUUUUUACUAUUUAACUCUAAGUUUUCACCAUGUUUACAAAAAAAUAAGAGUUUGUUUUCAAAUAGACACCCUUCAAAUACAUAAUCAUUUCUUCCAAAACACCAGUACCUUUCCAGUGAAGUUCCUUACUGUUUGGUUUCCACCAAGAAUACAGAGGUAGAUGGUACGUGCUGAUGCAGUCAUGGGCAUGUGAAAUUCCUUAUUAAUUCCCUUAAAAGCAUGAAGGAGAUAUCUUCUCCAUUAACACGGAAAAUUCUGUUGUGAAGUUUUGGUGGUAGAUACAACACUACUGCUCUCCUGAUUCAUGCCAUCUGCUCCUACUUUCUGUCUCAAGGUUACCACUCAUAUUAUCUCUCCCUUAGCCUUUUAUACCUGCAAAGGAGCACUAGUAACCUUCAGGAUAUGUUCUACAGAGAGGACCCAUCAAGAAAAAUACAAAUAAAUUUCAGGCUCUGUAAUCUCCCUCUCUCCCCAAUCCGUAGUGCAGAGGUUAAGACAGCUCACUUUCCCAGUCAAGGAAAAAUUAGUUCUUAUUGCAAUUUAACCAUCAGCUUACCAUACAGUAUUUAUACAUUACUUAUUAGAAGUAAUGUAUGUAAGAAAACUGCUGCUAAGGACCAAAAGCCUGGGUAAUACUGUCUAACUUGUUAACAAAAGUGCAAAGCUAGCAAAGGUAUCAGCAGUUACUCCUCAAACCCCACACAAUCACUGCAUUUUAGAGGUCCGUUCCCUCUCUGUUUCAGAUUCCUUUCCUCACCAACACACGUGUACGUACACCCUCCGCUAGCAUUAGUUACAUGCCUAUCAGUUGCAUCUGCUUGUAAACUACCUAGAAAUAUUUUUUUCCUUUCCUAAUGUCCAUUUUAAGUAAUUUUGUCAUAACAUGCCCAGUUCUGUCUAACAACGUAGCUUAUCAAAUGCUUUAUCAUUAAAAUCCUACAAACUAUGGAAGGAAAAUACUUAGAAACCACAUCUGGAUUAGGAAGUCCAGCGCAGAAAUAAUAUUUGUAGGCUGGGAUGACUUUAGUAUUAUGUUUGUAUCCACUUGCCCUGUUCUUGCUCUUGGCUAGAGGCACAUGCUCGUCGUCACUGAUGGGGACAGCGAACUGGAGAGCUGGCACUGUGGUCCAGCCUGGGAGUUGCUGUGCUCUUCUGGCUGCACCUUCUGUGUUUCACCAGUUCCGUUUACGUUGCAAUACUCAUUAAAUCUCCCUCUUGGCA
This is a messenger RNA of Pygoscelis adeliae (Adelie penguin), 3637 nucleotides long. It is a transcript of the gene LYRM4, whose product is annotated as LYR motif containing 4. Lineage: Eukaryota; Metazoa; Chordata; Aves; Sphenisciformes; Spheniscidae. The record is from RefSeq and is a predicted model, not a curated record. Gene Ontology annotation, biological process: iron-sulfur cluster assembly. Gene Ontology annotation, cellular component: L-cysteine desulfurase complex; mitochondrion. The transcript has 4 exons. The coding region runs from base 1 to 453 and encodes 150 amino acids.